AACUGGGCAUGCGCCAUGGCCAAGCCGUCCGCUUUAGGGCCCUCCCCUCCCGUACCCGGCCCGGAGGAACCGGGAGCGCCCGGGAAUCGGGAACGUGCGUGAUGACGCACGUGCACGCGAAGACGUGGGGACGCAGGCGGGUCGUAGAGAGCGUUCAGCUGUCUAUAUAUCUCCCUAGAUACCUAAAACUGACUACCUGACCACAUCUUCCCAUUGCUGAGCUAUUUCCCUGAUAUCUGGCCAUGCAACGGAGAUCAAGAGGGAUAAAUACUGGGCUUAUUCUACUCCUUUCUCAAAUCUUCAAUGUUGGGAUCAACAAUAUUCCACCUGUCACCCUAGCAACUUUGGCCCUCAACAUCUGGUUCUUCUUGAACCCUCAGAAGCCACUGUACAGCUCCUGCCUUAGUGUGGAGAAGUGUUGCCAGCAAAAAGACUGGCAGCGUUUACUACUCUCUCCCCUUCACCAUGCUAAUGAUUGGCAUUUGUAUUUCAAUAUGGCAUCCAUGCUCUGGAAAGGAAUACAUCUAGAAAGAAGACUGGGAAGUAGAUGGUUUGCCUUUGUUAUCACCACAUUUUCUAUACUUACUGGAGUGGUAUACCUGCUCUUGCAAUUUGCUGUUGCUGAAUUUAUGGAUGAACCUGACUUCAAAAGGAGCUGUGCUGUAGGUUUCUCAGGAGUUUUGUUUGCUUUGAAAGUUCUUAACAACCAUUAUUGCCCUGGAGGCUUUGUCAACAUUUUGGGCUUUCCUGUACCGAACAGAUUUGCUUGUUGGGUCGAACUUGUGGCUAUUCAUUUAUUCUCACCAGGGACUUCCUUCGCUGGGCAUCUGGCUGGGAUUCUUGUUGGACUAAUGUACACUCAAGGGCCUCUGAAGAAAAUGAUGGAAGCAUGUGCAGGUGGUUUUUCCUCCAAUGUUGGUUACCCAGGACAGCAAUACUACUUUAAUAGUUCAGGCAGCUCUGGAUAUCAGGAUUAUUACCCGCAUGGCAGGCCGGGUCACUAUGAAGAAGCACCCAGGAACUAUGACACGUACACAGCAGGACUGAGUGAAGAAGAACAGCUUGAGAGAGCUUUACGAGCCAGCCUCUGGGACCGAGGAAAUACCAGAAAUAGCCCACCACCCUACGGGUUUCGUCUCUCACCAGAAGAAGAAAUGAGGAGACAGCGGCUUCACAGAUUCGAUAACCAGUGAGGUGGCGUCUUGGGAAGACAUGGUCUAUUCAUGUAAUUAUUGCCCAUUUGGCUCAUUCCUGAAGCCCCUAAUUCAUUUUAAUUCAUUUUAAACAAAAGCAGAGCACACCGGUAUUGCUCCAGACUGCUCACAUCACCUGGGACAGUCCUCCCAUGGCCCCUAUGAGUCAACUCACAGCUUGCUGGGAGUGAGCCUUCUCCUGGCCUUGUUCUUGCUCAUAAACAGGUCACUUCCUCUACGAAGGGACCAGUUUCCACACUCCCUCCUCUCACUGCUGACUCAGCAAUGCCUCUGCUUUGGUCUGCUUUUGAAGACUGUGACCUUCACCAGGAGGUUUUACUUUCACCAGUCAGGAAGAUUAGUCCCUCAUUCUGCCUGGAGAGCCCCAUGUUUGACUUGGCAGCGGGAGUGGAGCCAUCCCCGCGUCCUCCUGGCGCAUUGCCACUGCGGCUGUCCAGGAACAGGAUGUGGCUGCCUCGGCCGAAUGUUGUCCUACUCUCCCCAACCCCGGCACCUCGGCACCUC
Messenger RNA from Mandrillus leucophaeus (drill), 1718 nucleotides. RefSeq names its product rhomboid domain containing 1 (gene RHBDD1). The coding region runs from base 243 to 1193 and encodes 316 amino acids. The record is from RefSeq and is a predicted model, not a curated record. Lineage: Eukaryota; Metazoa; Chordata; Mammalia; Primates; Cercopithecidae. Gene Ontology annotation, cellular component: membrane. The transcript is spliced from 7 exons. Gene Ontology annotation, molecular function: serine-type endopeptidase activity.